AGUUCAUCUAUUAUAUUUAAGUGAUUAACAUUAAUAAUAAAAUUAAUAAAUAUGUAUUAUUUUCAAGUUUAACCCGUUAAUGGAAAUGGUACAAUAUGAAAAACAAAAUACACAAAUUAUGUUUUUAAAUGUAAAAAAUUAAAAAUAAUAUAUUUUAGUCAUGAAAAAAAAGUCUUAAUAGAGCUAACAGAAUUAAAGAGCUACCCUAUAGUGCCACUAAUGAGAUUGAGCAAAUUGGCUUAUUCUGUUCUCUUGUUCUACUUUAGUCUUCUUUAAGUUGGUAAGCAAUGUCCAGUUAAAGUUAAAAUUGAAUGAAGUAAAUUAGAAUUUAUUCCAACAACCAUUUUAGUGAACAUCUCCAAGCAUGCCACCAAAAGUUGAUGAAGAGACUGCAAAAUUAAGAAAAGAACUGGAAGAUUUAAUCAAGAAAAUAAAGGAAGAACAGUCAAAAGUAGCUGAUGUCAAACUGGAAGAUGCCUGUUCAAAUGUUCCUGACGCAUCAAAAGUAAGACUUACGACAAAAAAGUAUUUAAAAGGUCACAUCAACAAAGUCAAUUCAGUCCAUUAUAGUGGAGAUAGCAGACAUAUUGUCACUGGUUCUUUGGAUGGAAAACUUAUAAUUUGGGACACUUGGACUGGUAAUAAAGUGCAAGUUAUACCUUUACGAUCUUCAUGGGUUAUGAGUGUCGCUUUUGCUCCUUCUGGUAACUUUGUGGCUUGUGGAGGAAUGGAUAAUAUGUGUACAGUAUAUGAUGUUAACAAUAGGGAUAGCACUGGUGCUGCAAAAAUGACAAGGGAACUUCUGGGCUAUGAAGGAUUUCUUUCUUCUUGCAGAUUCAUCGAUGAUAAGAUGCUGAUUACUGGAUCAGGAGACAUGAAACUUUGCAUAUGGGAUGUGGAAGUUGGUAAAAAGACAAUAGAUGAGGUAGGCCAUGCUGGUGAUGUCGUCAGUAUUUCACUCGCGCCAGAUAUGAAAACUUUUGUGACCGGAAGUGUUGAUAAAACUUGUAAAUUAUGGGAUCUUAGAGAUGGGCUAAAGUGUCAACAGAUAUUUUUUGGCCACGAAGCUGAUGUUAAUUCUGUUUGUUAUUUUCCAAAUGGUUAUUCUUUUUGCACUGCGAGUGAGGACAAAACUACUCGUUUAUUUGAUAUCCGUUCUGACCAAGCCAUUUCGAUCAUGAAACCACCAUCGUCAACACCUGGUUUUACUUCUGCAGGUGUUUCUUUGUCUGGCAGAUUCUUACUAUGCGGAGCAGAUGAUAAUAAUGUUCAUAUCUGGGACUUGCUUAAAGCUCAGCACAAUGGAACAUUGCAAGGACAUGAUAAUCGCAUCACUUCCCUUUGUGUAGCUCCGAAUGGUAUGGGAAUUUCUACUUGUUCCUGGGAUCAACAUGUACGAGUUUGGGGAUAAUUUUUCAUAAAAUAGAUGAUCAUAAUUAUAGAUCUUUACUAUCAAUUAGUAUUAAGUAUAACAUUAAAUAACAGGAUUAAAUAACCAUCUCUAAUUUAUAAAAUUCAUCCUUGUUAUAAUUGUGUAAAUACUUUUUUUCAGUAGUUAAUCAUUAACGAUGUUUAUAUGUAUUAAUAUUAUUGAAGAAAUUAUGACAAAUAAAUAUGGUAGAACAUGAUACUGAUUUCUAAUUAAGUUUUUAUUUAUUGAUUUUUUCUUGCAUGAACCUGAAUUUUUAAAAAUUUAAGCCAGAUUAUUUUGUCCCGAAAAAGUAUUUAAAAAUAUGACUCCUUAACCAGCUAUGUAAUUAGAGAGUUUUUAUUUAGAUUAUUAUUGUAAAUUUAUGCCUGCUGUAUGUAUAUUAAAGAGGGAAGCUACACACAAUACUUUAAGUCCUUUAAGAAAUGUGUUUGUAAAUAUUGAAAAAUACAUAUAAUAUAGUGAUAGAGCAUUAGCAAUAAUUAUACAUUUUUAUAUUCAUAAUUUUUAUAUAUAAUUUUUCUGCUUUUCUAUUUUUCUUGUAUUGUAUUUUUUGUUCCAUUCACAUCAUAAUAAUGCGUUUUAUAUAAUAAAAAACUUCAAAUCCUCAAAUAUUUAAAGUACAUGAAAUCUAAGAACAAAAUAUAAACAGUAAUAUAAUUAUUUAAUAAACUAUAAACACAUGCAUUUAAAAUAUUGCAUGAAGUGAAGAUUAGGUUAAAACAAUAAAACAUUUCCAUUUGCUAAGGUAAUAAGUGUUAAAGAAAACUGGUGGGGAAGGAGAUAAGGUUACAUCAUGAGUUGCUUGCGCUUAGCUCAUAUUAGUAAGUAUCUUAUAUGUUUCAGUUUUGAACAAUGUUCCCAUCUUCAAAACUUCCAUUCAAGAAA
Messenger RNA from Nezara viridula (southern green stink bug), 2317 nucleotides. The record is from the annotation of a GenBank genome assembly. Lineage: Eukaryota; Metazoa; Arthropoda; Insecta; Hemiptera; Pentatomidae.